Carassius gibelio (silver crucian carp) is the source of this 3023-nucleotide messenger RNA. RefSeq names its product synapse differentiation-inducing gene protein 1-like. The record is from RefSeq and is a predicted model, not a curated record. NCBI's taxonomy places the organism in Eukaryota, Metazoa, Chordata, Actinopteri, Cypriniformes, Cyprinidae. The coding region runs from base 792 to 1562 and encodes 256 amino acids. The transcript has 4 exons. Gene Ontology annotation, cellular component: intracellular membrane-bounded organelle; membrane.
GUGUUUUAUAUCGGCUAGAGAGUAGGAUAAACUGAAACACAUCCACGCGCGCUGGACUCAUAGUGCAUUUUUCGUGUCCUGUUUGGAGGGACACACGAUGGAAAGUCCGUUCACUCCGUCACUGACAGCAUUUUCACCUUGUUCUAUCAGUACGAAAUAUUGACUUUUAUGGAACGGGAAUUUACAGCAGUAAUCUACCACUAAGGUUAUUUGAUGACUUCAUAGUAUAAAACCACGGAGACCGAGAAAGAUUGUUGUGUUUUUAAAGCUUCUGGCAAGAAAGUUCGCGCAGUUCUGAGCAGCUCAACUGAAAGAUGCGCGCGGAUUUAUACUGCUAUGAGGUGCGGUGUACAGAACCAGGCUUUUAAAGCUUCACUGUGUUACUGUCAGUAAUUUUACCUGCUUUUUAUCAGGUACUGCCCCUAUUUAGUAAAGGUGGCUAUCUGUUGUUCGACAACUGCUUCGACCACUAACGUUUAGCAGGUUGUUCUUUGUUUCAGUGCUCGUGUCCAUCCUUAGAAAUCAGAGGUGUUGCUGUUUACCGAGUUUACCGGUGCUUCACGGGCUUCUGCGAUGCGAGAGUCGGAUUCAAGCCGUUUGACAUUUCUUUGGAAAGCCAGUCGACUGUCAAAUUGCCAUUGAAUCAAAUCGAAUGAGCCGGCACCUGGAUUGCUCGGUCGCAAGCUCACGUCCUAUUGAACACAUUAGCACCUGUCACAUCAGUUCAGCUCCUUCCCUUCAUUCUCCAUCCGGCUGUUAAACACAAAGUCCCGGUGCUCUGUUCUUCUACAAUGGAGAGCCUAAGUGAGCUUCAGAACCCUCUUCUGGAUAAGAACAGCAAGCAUAUGGUGAUGGUUGACUAUGGCUAUGGGGGAGACUUCCACAGCAACCAGUAUCAGGAGAACAUUAUAAACUACUUUGUGAAUGGUGGAAGUGGAGGAGGUGGUGGUGGUGGCGGUGGAGGUGGGGUUGCAGUUACGGGAGAAAACGACAAGGCUAGAGGCCAGCUACUGGAUGCCACCUCUCUUCACUUGGCGGUGGAGGCCUUUUACAAGCCUAACUUCAUCCUAUACAAGGACGAUGUGAGUGGCAAGGGCAAGGAUUACAAAAACGAGUGCUGUGAGACCACCUUCAUGGAGAAAAAGGACAUAGCGGUAGAGACCCCCAGUACGGAGGACCCACAGGCUAAACUGCUGGAUGAAAACGAGGUGAAAAUCCAGACAGUGUCUUACGAGGUGGAGGAAGAGGAAUACGUGGAAUAUGAGACGGAUUGCUCCAGCGACAGUGAGAGUGAGGACAACUUCAUUGUCAUCCCUCCUCGUGAUCACCUGGGCCUCGCUAUCUUCUCUAUGCUCUGUUGCUUCUGGCCUCUGGGCAUUGCUGCUUUCUACUUUUCUCAGGGGACCAGCAAAGCCGUGACCAAGGGAGACUUCCCAUUGGCUAGCAUCGCAUCUAGACGAGCCUUGUUCCUAGCCGCUCUCUCCAUCACCAUUGGGACGGGGGUCUACGUGGGCGUGGUGGUGGCCCUCAUCGCAUAUCUGUCCAAACCAGGCCACAUUUAGCACAGCCAGGAGAGGGCUACAGGACUCCAUGAUACUAAACAACCCGCACUGAACAUGUUUUUCUAAAUGUCUCAUAUCUUAUCCCUUCCCGUGGACUGGCUGUCCCCCCAAAUCAGAGAAAGGGAUGAACCAAAAGAAUAAAAUAUAAAUGUAAGCUUCACCUUGUCACACCACACUGCAUAAAACUUAACUUAGUCUAAGAGCAGUUCAGGUGAAGAAUAUAAACUACCGAAACUAGCAAUCCAAUUAACCAAACCCAAGGGAAUCUAUUCCAGAGGACAAAGGAUCAAAAGGGACAAGUGCCCUUGGAUUUGUUUUUCCCUUUCCAACUGUAUUUCGUUCCAAAACCUGAAAGAGAAUUGAAGCCGUUCUCAGUUUCUCUCACAUUACUUACUAACUCCGUUUAAACCCUGUAUAUGUGUGUGGCGCAAUUAAACCAGCACUGCUGAAUAUACCAACUGCAUUUUAUGAGCUCCAUUAAAAAGGAAAGAAUAUUGUCCAAAAUAAAACUGCUUUCUAUGUCGUAAGUGAAUGUGGAGUUCAAGCACAAACUUAAAUGCUUCUGAUCAUGUCACAGAACUACAGGACAAGAAAUAACUAUCAAAGACAACUUGGUCCACCUCUGUGAAUUGAAACUCAUCUGUGACAUUCAACGUCACUUAUACACAACCUGUAUUUCAUUCCCACUUGUUAAGGGCUCUAUGCUUUGUAUGUAAAUCCUGUCUUUUGUUUUGUCCAAAGUCCAAAUCUUCAUUUUGACCCAAGAUAAGUAAACAUGAAUGAAGAACAACAAGUGUUUAUUAUAUAUUGGUAUGGAUUUGCUCGACUUUAACAGAUUCACCUUUACUCCCAGAUGUCUGAACUGAAUAUAAAUGAAAUUACUUUACACAUGGAUGUUAUCAAUAUGUUUCCUUUCACCACCCAAAUACACCACUUAAUGUCCCUUAUGAUUAAAAAAAAAAUCUUCAGAGUUGGCAAAAUUCAAGACAGAUGGUCAGAAAUGUACGAUAUACUAUCCUCAAGUCCUAAGAUGGAUGUUUGAACAAAAAGGCAGGUUUAGUUUUCAGGUGAAAGGCACUCAGAUUGAAUCUAUUAAUAAUGUAUUGGAUGUCUCUGAGCCCACAGGCGUGGGAACGAAGGCACAGGGGAUGUUGAGCUAAAGGUCGACUAGUCUAUUUCAACAACAAUGGAGACUGAAUCUGUUGUAGUAAUCCACAUAAGAACUUCAAAACUAUGGGUUCUUCGGUGGCUAGGUAGUGAUUCGGGGCUGGACUUGAAUUCCUGUGGUACAGACCUCAUUUGGAAGCUGCUAGAAAGAAACUGGCAACAUUUUGAAGUUAGCCAAUUGUAUGUAACCUCCAAAUUGCUUCUAAUGUUUAUUUGAAAUACCCAAUACUAUUGAAUACCCAGAUUCUACACAAGUUUGCAUAUUUACAGUGAGGUAUUUUUUUUUUUUUUUUU